Molecule: messenger RNA, 4507 nt
Organism: Panthera uncia (snow leopard)
Lineage: Eukaryota; Metazoa; Chordata; Mammalia; Carnivora; Felidae
Gene: CYFIP1
Product: cytoplasmic FMR1 interacting protein 1
Exons: 30
Coding region: 135-3854 (1239 amino acids)
Biological process (GO): axon guidance; modification of synaptic structure; regulation of actin filament polymerization
Cellular component (GO): synapse; neuron projection; SCAR complex
Molecular function (GO): RNA 7-methylguanosine cap binding; small GTPase binding
Source: RefSeq, a predicted model, not a curated record
GCCCCGGGAGGAAGGGGAGGAGGCCGGGUGUUUCCUGGCGCAUUCCCGGCCCGCCCGAGUGACUCACUCAGCCUGGAAACUCCCAGGGCCCGUCCGGGACCCCCGAGCCGCCGCCGCCGCUGACCCAGGCCAGGAUGGCAGCCCAGGUGACACUGGAGGAUGCACUGUCCAAUGUGGAUCUCCUGGAAGAGCUGCCUUUGCCUGACCAGCAGCCCUGCAUCGAGCCCCCACCAUCCUCACUGCUCUACCAGCCAAAUUUCAACACUAAUUUUGAAGACAGAAAUGCAUUUGUCACUGGGAUUGCAAGAUACAUUGAACAAGCAACUGUCCAUUCUAGCAUGAAUGAAAUGCUGGAGGAGGGCCAAGAGUACGCGGUCAUGCUGUACACCUGGAGGAGCUGCUCUCGGGCCAUCCCACAGGUGAAAUGUAACGAGCAGCCUAAUAGAGUGGAAAUUUACGAGAAAACCGUAGAGGUCCUUGAGCCUGAAGUCACAAAACUGAUGAAUUUUAUGUACUUCCAGAGAAAUGCCAUUGAGCGUUUCUGUGGGGAGGUGAGGCGCCUGUGCCACGCGGAGAGAAGGAAGGAUUUUGUGUCUGAAGCCUAUUUGAUCACGCUGGGAAAGUUCAUCAACAUGUUUGCUGUGCUGGAUGAGUUAAAGAACAUGAAGUGCAGUGUGAAGAAUGACCACUCGGCAUAUAAGAGGGCUGCUCAGUUUUUACGUAAAAUGGCGGACCCACAGUCCAUCCAGGAAUCACAGAAUCUGUCCAUGUUCCUGGCCAACCACAAUAAGAUCACCCAAUCUUUACAGCAGCAGCUUGAAGUGAUUUCUGGCUACGAAGAGCUCCUCGCUGAUAUUGUGAAUCUGUGUGUGGAUUACUACGAGAAUAGGAUGUACCUGACACCCAGUGAGAAACACAUGCUUCUCAAAGUCAUGGGAUUUGGUCUAUACUUGAUGGAUGGGAGUGUCAGCAACAUCUAUAAACUUGAUGCCAAGAAAAGAAUAAACUUAUCCAAAAUUGAUAAGUACUUCAAGCAGCUCCAGGUUGUUCCACUAUUUGGGGACAUGCAAAUAGAACUGGCAAGAUACGUCAAGACCAGUGCCCACUAUGAGGAGAAUAAAUCUCGAUGGACAUGCACAUCAUCCAGCAGCAGCCCGCAGUAUAAUAUCUGUGAGCAGAUGAUCCAGAUCCGGGAGGACCACAUGCGCUUUAUCUCAGAGUUGGCGCGCUACAGCAAUAGUGAGGUUGUCACAGGGUCGGGCCGCCAGGAGACUCAGAAGACAGAUACCGAGUACCGGAAACUCUUUGACCUGGCGCUUCAGGGCCUGCAGCUGCUGUCUCAGUGGAGUGCUCACGUGAUGGAAGUGUAUUCAUGGAAACUUGUGCACCCAACGGACAAGUACUCCAACAAGGACUGCCCAGACAAUGCUGAGGAGUAUGAGCGCGCCACCCGCUACAACUACACUAGUGAGGAGAAGUUCGCCCUGGUGGAGGUGAUCGCCAUGAUCAAAGGCCUGCAGGUGCUAAUGGGCAGGAUGGAGAGUGUGUUCAACCAUGCCAUCCGGCACACCGUCUAUGCUGCGCUGCAGGACUUCUCCCAGGUUACCCUCCGGGAACCACUCAGGCAGGCCAUCAAGAAGAAGAAGAAUGUCAUCCAGAGUGUUCUGCAGGCCAUCAGGAAGACCGUGUGUGACUGGGAGACGGGGCACGAGCCCUUCAAUGACCCAGCCCUGCGGGGUGAGAAGGACCCCAAGAGUGGCUUCGACAUCAAAGUACCCCGGCGUGCCGUGGGACCCUCCAGCACACAGCUUUACAUGGUGAGAACCAUGCUAGAGUCCCUCAUUGCAGACAAAAGUGGUUCCAAGAAAACCUUGAGAAGUAGCCUUGAGGGGCCCACCAUAUUGGACAUAGAAAAAUUUCAUCGAGAGUCAUUCUUCUACACUCACUUGAUUAAUUUCAGUGAAACGCUGCAGCAGUGCUGUGACCUUUCACAGUUGUGGUUCCGAGAGUUCUUUCUGGAGCUGACAAUGGGCAGGAGGAUCCAGUUCCCCAUUGAGAUGUCCAUGCCCUGGAUCCUGACGGACCACAUCCUAGAGACCAAGGAGGCAUCCAUGAUGGAGUACGUCCUCUACUCCCUGGACCUGUACAAUGACAGCGCACACUAUGCCCUCACCAGGUUCAACAAGCAGUUUCUCUACGACGAAAUUGAAGCAGAGGUGAAUCUAUGCUUUGACCAAUUUGUUUAUAAACUGGCAGACCAGAUAUUUGCAUAUUAUAAGGUUAUGGCAGGAAGUUUGCUUCUUGAUAAACGUUUACGAUCAGAAUGCAAGAAUCAAGGGGCAACGAUCCAUCUCCCGCCAUCUAACCGCUAUGAGACACUGCUUAAGCAGAGGCAUGUGCAGCUCCUGGGCAGAUCCAUAGACCUUAAUCGCCUGAUUACUCAGCGUGUUUCAGCAGCCAUGUAUAAGUCUCUGGAACUGGCCAUUGGACGAUUUGAAAGUGAAGACCUGACAUCAAUAGUUGAGUUGGAUGGCCUCUUGGAAAUCAACCGCAUGACCCACAAGCUGCUAAACAGGUACCUGACACUGGACAGCUUUGACGCCAUGUUCCGGGAGGCCAACCACAAUGUAUCAGCGCCAUAUGGGAGAAUCACCCUCCAUGUCUUCUGGGAACUCAAUUACGACUUCCUGCCCAACUACUGCUAUAAUGGCUCUACCAACCGAUUUGUUCGGACAGUAUUACCAUUUUCUCAGGAAUUUCAAAGAGAUAAACAGCCUAAUGCACAACCCCAGUAUUUACAUGGAUCAAAGGCUUUGAACUUGGCCUACUCUAGCAUUUAUGGCAGCUACCGAAACUUUGUGGGGCCUCCGCACUUUGAGGUCAUCUGCCGGCUGCUUGGCUACCAGGGCAUUGCAGUGGUCAUGGAGGAGCUGCUGAAGGUCGUGAAGAGCCUGCUGCAAGGCACAAUCCUGCAGUACGUGAAGACACUGAUGGAGGUGAUGCCCAAGAUCUGCCGCCUGCCCCGUCAUGAAUAUGGCUCUCCUGGUGAGUAUGGGCACCUCCCCAGGAGUGCAGUACAGAAGGGACAGCAUAAACAUUCAGACCUCAGUGCAAGAUGUCAAGUCAGAAAUUACUCUUUAGAAGAAGUGUGUGACCUAUUGCAUGCAGCCCCAUUUCAGAACAUCUUGCCAAGAGUCCAUGUGAAAGAGGGAGAGAGACUUGAUGCCAAAAUGAAAAGACUAGAAUCAAAGUACGCCCCACUGCAUCUUGUCCCUCUGAUUGAAAGACUGGGAACCCCUCAGCAAAUUGCAAUAGCGAGAGAGGGGGACUUGCUGACAAAGGAACGUCUCUGCUGUGGCCUAUCUAUGUUUGAAGUCAUCCUGACUCGGAUCCGGACCUUUCUGGACGACCCUAUCUGGCGUGGGCCUUUGCCCAGCAAUGGAGUCAUGCAUGUGGAUGAGUGUGUUGAGUUUCACAGACUUUGGAGUGCCAUGCAGUUUGUCUACUGCAUUCCUGUGGGAACACACGAGUUUACAGUCGAGCAGUGCUUUGGCGACGGGCUCCACUGGGCUGGCUGUAUGAUCAUUGUACUUCUUGGGCAACAGCGGCGCUUCACUGUCCUGGAUUUCUGCUACCAUCUACUUAAAGUCCAGAAACAUGAUGGCAAAGAUGAGAUUAUCAAAAAUGUGCCAUUGAAGAAAAUGGUGGAGAGAAUUCGCAAGUUCCAGAUCCUAAAUGAUGAGAUAAUUACUAUCUUGGACAAGUACUUGAAGUCUGGUGAUGGAGAAAGCACACCUGUGGAGCAUGUUCGCUGUUUUCAGCCACCUAUCCACCAGUCCCUGGCCAGCAGCUGAGGACAUGUACAUCAUGUUUUUGAAGAGUCCCAGUACUGACUGCAUUUAAUAACUAUAAGGGCAUGUUUUUCUUUCCAUAAACUAUUUAGUAAGAUUUUUAGUGACUAUUUUUCAGUAUCUCUGUGCCUGUUAAAGGGGGUGCUUUUCAAUUUAAAAGCUUAAUUUUAUAAAAUUAUUUUUCUAGACUAAAAUUGUAUAUGCCUUUGGUAAUUAGAAAGUCUGAGAAUAUUAGCUGCUAAUUGUUGCCAUCAUGUUCUUACAGAAUUAUUUUGCAUUUUUCUAUGGAAUGUUCCAACAACUAGCUAUGUCAAAAUGCUGCUGAGUUCAUCCAUAUAUUCCUUAGCAAAGGAUCAGUGAUGUUUGGGGAAAGAUUUAUGGACUUAAGAAACUUAAUACCAGCUCAUUGUAAUAAAAUCCACUACCAAUUAGAAUUAAACUUAAUGCUUAUUUAGCUUUUGUUUAGGGAUUUUUCUGAUGGUCUUUUAUGAAUAACCUUUUCUAAGUCAUUGUUCCUUUUUUUUGUGUCAGUGUGUCAGAAAAUAGUGAACUUGAUUCCUCUGCUUCUACUAAAUCCAGUUGUGACAGUCUAAUUUGUAAGGUAUGAUUUAAAGGUUACAGAAAUCAAACUAAUAAAACUUAAUUGUGUUCAUUCA